GUUACUAAACUCAGCGAUUGUUUCAUAAGGGCUUUUCGUAACAUUUUGCGUUGUAUAAAACGUGAUGACGCUUUGCACAUUGUGCCGCUGUGUAGAAGCAUGAUACGUGCGAUAAGUGUCAUUGCAUUGAGGGACAUUAGAAAAACAGGGAAAUGCUGUGCAGCUGUUUCUGUUCUGUCUCCUUGUAAAUAUAGGUUGAAUUGUGUUUCGUUUUGCACGGAAACGCCUGACACGCGCACCGCCAUGGAUCUGAGUGACAUGAGAAAGAAAUACAAGGGAGACGAUCAGUGUUUUGAAGAAGACCAGCUGGUAUCCCUGGACCCGAUAAACCAAUUUGGAAACUGGUUCGAUGCAGCCACCAAGUGUCCAGAGGUCGGCGAGGCCAAUGCGAUGUGCAUUGCCACAGCUACCAAAGAAGGGCUCCCAUCUGCUCGCAUGGUGCUGCUGAAAGGUUUUGACCACGAGGGGUUCCGUUUCUUUUCUAACUACGAGAGCCGAAAAGGCAAAGAGCUGGAAAGCAACCCACACGCUUGUCUGGUGUUUUACUGGGAACCUUUAAACAGAUCGAUCCGUAUUGAGGGCACGGUGGAGCGCAUCCCCUACCAGAGCUCCUGUGACUACUUCCACUCGCGGCCCAAGAGCAGCCAGAUCGGGGCGGUGGUGAGCCGGCAGAGCACAGUCAUACCCGACAGAGAGUUCAUGAGACAGAAAAACGCUGAAUUAGAAGAGAAGUAUAAAGACACUGAAGUCCCAAUGCCUGACUACUGGGGGGGCUACAUCGUCAAGCCUCACACCAUAGAGUUUUGGCAGGGCCAAACUAACAGGCUGCACGACCGGAUAGUGUUCACGCGGCAGAAGGAGGGAGAGACGGAGGUGAAAGACAUGCAACACGAGGCCGCAGGGGGGUGGGUCUAUCAAAGACUCUCCCCUUGAUUGGCAGCGUCGCAGGGCUCCAAUCAGCUGUACUACAAGACAUUCUAUCAACUGUUAACACCACAUCUUCCUCAUCAUAAUCGUGUGAAAGGGAUCCUAUUUGGCCAGCUUGAGUGACUGCCGUUAAAUGCAGGGAGCGUUCCAGUCUCAACAGAAUAUUGUCAGUAUUUGGUUUAAAUCAAGUUGCGGAAUAUUCUUUUUACGUGUGGAAAAGCAUUGUGUGGAAUAAGGCCACGUUUGGAAUGAGUAAAGAGUUAACAUGACUUGUGCGCAAACCGAAUACUGCCAAUGUUUCAAUUUAAAUCAGAAUUUUGCCUUCACGUAAAUGCGCUCAAUGCUAUAAUAAUGUAAUAAGUCCCGUUAGGUUGAUCAUGACAUCUUUUUGUUCUUACUUGAAAAUGCACAUGUUCCAUCGGCAUCACUGACUGAAUAACUCAAGGGGUCCCUUUCCAUAGCUAACCCGCCAUCCUCCCCUUUUGCUUGUGAUCUCCUCUUGUUUGUGUGCCUCGGAACGGACGCCCAGCCCAACAAAGUUUCCCUGCUGUCAGCCUAGAUACAACAACCUUUGGGGGACUUUUACCCAUUCACCUUCCUGAUCGCAAAUGAGAAAAUUAGCUUUGAAUUGUGCUUUCAAAUAAAAGCUCUGUCGUCAAUGACGUCUUCUCUCGCACCACGAGGCCAUACGCACAAGGAGAGGACGGGAGGUUAGAUAUUGAAAGGGAUCCAAGGAUACAUACUGUACACUCUGAGAUGUGUUUGGCCAUAUGGACAUGUGUUUGGUGUGGUCCUAGUACAGUAGGGGUGAAUUCAGGCAAGUUGGGCCACUUUUGGCCAUUCGCUUAUAUGAAGAAGAAAAAAGUGGCCCAAUUUACCUGAAUUCACUAUGUCAUUGUUUUCCAUAAAAUGCACUGUCACUCAAAAGCCCUGUCUUAAGAGCACAAGCUCCUCUGCCUUUGUUAACUCGAAAAGUGAAUAGCUUUUAAAGUUACACGCUUUUGACCUCAUGUUGAU
Messenger RNA from Engraulis encrasicolus (European anchovy), 1944 nucleotides. It is a transcript of the gene pnpo, whose product is annotated as pyridoxamine 5'-phosphate oxidase. The transcript has 7 exons. Gene Ontology annotation, biological process: pyridoxine biosynthetic process; pyridoxal 5'-phosphate biosynthetic process. Bases 100 to 933 code for a protein of 277 amino acids. Gene Ontology annotation, molecular function: pyridoxamine phosphate oxidase activity; FMN binding. Lineage: Eukaryota; Metazoa; Chordata; Actinopteri; Clupeiformes; Engraulidae. The record is from RefSeq and is a predicted model, not a curated record.